AUGGAGCAGUACGAGCAGCUGCGUCAUAUGAGACUACUGACCGCUGAGGAAGUUCGUGAGGACUCGGGGACGGUUUUUUACAUUCCUCACCACGACAUCUGGCAGAGCAGCGACGGAGGAAACAAACUGCGAGUGGUGUUUAACGCCUCCCGCGACACAUCGACGAGUCUCAGUCUCAAUGACUCACUCCAUUCGGGUCCGAAGCUACAAGGUCAUAUCGCGACGAUCAUCGCCCGCUGGCGGAGACACCGUUAUGUCUUCUGUGCCGAUGUCCAGAAGAUGUUCCGGCAGAUCUUGAUGGACGAGAGAGACGUCCAUCUGCAGCGCAUCGUCUGGAGUCCUUUGUGCGACCUGCCAUCUCGACACUUUGCUCUCCGAACUGUCACCUACGGCACGGCUUGCGCCCCUUAUCUCGCAUUGCGUACCAUGCAGCAACUCGGUGAGGACGAAGGACAUCGGAUUCCACUGGCCCGAGAGCUGCUUCAAAAGGAUCUCUAUAUGGAUGAUUUCCUUAGUGGCCGUCCCAACCUAGAGACAGCAAAGAGCCUCCGAGAUCAGCUUGUUGGUCUGCUCAGGGCGGGCGGCUUCCAUCUACGCAAGUGGGUGGCUAAUGAGCCCGGUCUUCUUGAAGACAUCCCCGCCGAAGACCGUCUGCGGCCAGACUGGGUUCGGCUCUCCACCGACGGGCUAGUGUGCGAGUUAGGAAUCAUCUGGGACCCAGUGACGGAUCACUUUAAGUUUCGCCCUGGGAUCGUCGAUCCACCUUCAAGUCUGACGAAGAGGACCGCGUUGGCAGAGCUCGCUGCUAUCUUUGACCCCGCAGGUUGGCUGACGCCGCUGACUCUAGUAGCUAAAAUUAUAAUCCAAGACCUCUGGAGAGCGAAGUACGAGUGGGACGAGAGACUCCCGGCCAGUUGGCUCGACCGAUGGCUGGCAUUUCGCACCAGCAUUCGAGAGGCUGCAGAUCUUUCGAUAGACCGCUAG
Messenger RNA from Phymastichus coffea, 984 nucleotides. RefSeq lists its product as uncharacterized. NCBI's taxonomy places the organism in Eukaryota, Metazoa, Arthropoda, Insecta, Hymenoptera, Eulophidae. The transcript has a single exon. The record is from RefSeq and is a predicted model, not a curated record. Bases 1 to 984 code for a protein of 327 amino acids.